AAAUGCACAUUUUUAUAUAUUUGUUAAAAAAAUUACUGUAUGGAAGCCACGCCUGUUUUCGGAUGCUGUCAUGAAAAACCAAUAAGAUUAGCGUUGGUGGAUAUACUGACCAAUCAAAUCCCGCCGGCGGGAGUGCGGAUGUUCUUUUUGGCCGGCAUGUGCUAGAUCUACAACAGAGUGUAACCUUCAAGGAGAAGCGUGGAAAACAUAGCCGUUCAAAAUGCAGGCGGCAAUGGAGAUCUCAACCAAAUACUGUCAAAAGGAGCUGGAAGAAUACGGCUCAUGCGUUGCCUCCAAUCCAUCGUCAUGGCAACAGAAGUGUCAAGACUUGAAGCUGAAGGUUGCACAGUGUACUUCAUCUCAUCCAGUGAUAAGAAAGAUACAAGCAGAUUGUGCUGAUCAGUUUUCAUUGUUCGAACGUUGUCUGCGAGAGAACCAGAGCUCUGCUGAAACAUGCCAACCUCACAUCGCCCGCUUCUUGGCCUGCGCAGAGACCGUAGACAUUUCAGAACUAGCAAACAGUGCGCCUCAGCCCACGUAGAUGCCUGCCUUUUGUCACUGUUUCAUCUAAUGAAGACAAAACACAGGUGUUUUUAUACUUUAAUACAGGAGGGAAAUGGGUUAUGGAAAUGUUUAUUAUUUUUAAGAAUUGCAACACAGAGAAACAAGGACAAACAGACCUCGAUAUUUUGCACACUUUCUUUCAAGCUUUUUGAAGUUUUCUUCUCGAAGUUUUCCAACUAUUUAUGAGGUAAAUAAUUUUAAAAACUUGCCAUGAAGAUGCAAUAAAAUGUGUUUUUAUCUAUUUUUAGCUGUAUGGCUCCAUCUGUUGUACUGAAGAUUUUUCCUGUUACAACUAAUGCUAUUGAGCAGGAUUUAAUAUUUAAUUGUUGAAUAUGUGUGUUACAACAGUAUGUCAUUUAAGGUAAAAAAUCCUUGACUUCAAAGAAUUUUUCCAUGUGAUUAUUAUG
This is a messenger RNA of Triplophysa dalaica, 971 nucleotides long. RefSeq names its product coiled-coil-helix-coiled-coil-helix domain-containing protein 5. The record is from RefSeq and is a predicted model, not a curated record. Lineage: Eukaryota; Metazoa; Chordata; Actinopteri; Cypriniformes; Nemacheilidae. The transcript is spliced from 4 exons. The coding region runs from base 221 to 541 and encodes 106 amino acids.